AUGGCGACGACAAGCGCUGUGAUGUGGCCGUCCUCUGUGAUAACGACUGCUUCGUCAACAUUGGUAUGGCGAACCCGUUAUCUCUUGCCCAUCGUCGUGUUUCCGCUCGGUGCACUUGGUGUCGCCGUUCCCGUCCUACUAUCCCUUCACGCAAUCCAACCCACAGAUGAUCUUCACUGCGACGCUAGUCAUCCCAUAUGGGGACGAUUCUUGGGCUAUGCGGGCAUAUCCAUGAUCCUCACGGUUCCAAGUUUCUUCCUAUCUGCAAUAGCAGCCCACCGUGUGUUCAAAAUGCACACGGUGCAUCGUGAGCUUUUCAAGCUCACAGCCCCACAUUCACAUUCCCUGUCGGCUGAAAGGGAGGUCAACAUCAUGGAAUCCUCGAAAAACCCGUCUUUGCCGCCUAUACCCAACUCGGAUGUGGAUCCCAAGUCCGCGGAAUCUGGGAACCAUUUAAUAAACAACCAUGAUCGAGACAUCACGGUGAUGCCAAGGAAAGAUAUUAUGCCUCGUGUUGACGACAUGGAUAAUGCCGCGGCUAUGUCAAACGAGAUCUGUCCUCCACGGGCUAGAAUUCUUCCUCCCUCCUUAUCCUUACCGCCUGCGCAAAAGCGCUCUUUGGAGACAUCGCAAUGGGACGAAUCUCAGACACGCAACGAACGAGAGUCCAUCGGGCCCAUUGGAACAGCUACUCUUCCGAUAUCGAGUCAUCAUGGUUAUGAACAGCCUAGACAGAGUCUUGCGCCUGCAAUAUGGAGGCUCAUUCUCUUCCAAAUGGCGUUCUUUAUCACCCAAUUUCUGGCCGCGCUUACGACUAUCAUUGAUGUAGCAAACCAUCGCACAUACCCAACGCCUUUUGGAACGCAGCAUGUAGCGUUAGUGCUGGUGGGAUGGGGACCGUCGGUAGUGUUUGGCCACCUUCCAGCAGUCCGGCGUAAAUUAAUGUUCUGGCGACGUCCAAAUUCGAGUGCAAACCGUUAG
This is a messenger RNA of Suillus subaureus, 981 nucleotides long. RefSeq lists its product as uncharacterized. The record is from RefSeq and is a predicted model, not a curated record. The transcript has 6 exons. Bases 1 to 981 code for a protein of 326 amino acids. Lineage: Eukaryota; Fungi; Basidiomycota; Agaricomycetes; Boletales; Suillaceae.